Molecule: messenger RNA, 1695 nt
Organism: Bipolaris maydis ATCC 48331
Lineage: Eukaryota; Fungi; Ascomycota; Dothideomycetes; Pleosporales; Pleosporaceae
Product: Septin-domain-containing protein
Biological process (GO): cytoskeleton-dependent cytokinesis; intracellular protein localization
Cellular component (GO): septin ring; septin complex; cell division site
Molecular function (GO): molecular adaptor activity; GTPase activity; GTP binding
Source: RefSeq, a predicted model, not a curated record
ACCGCUCCGACACAACAGACAGUCUUCAUCCUCUGUCUCUCCGUACUCUCUCGCACGCAAUCUCACGCCCUCUUCCGGCAGCAUCCAUUGUGUGCACACGACUCCAUUCAAGACAAACCACACCAACCCUUCACAGCCCAUCAUGUCUUCGGCGCUUAACAAGACGCGCAGAAAGAAGAAUGUCAAGAAGGGAAUCCAGUUCUGCCUGAUGGUUUGCGGUGCCUCAGGUACUGGCCGGACAACCUUCGUCAACACGCUUUGCGGCAAGCAGGUGCUUGGACACAAGGAGGUGGACGACCCUACCACUGCCCACGUUGAGGAGGGCGUCAAGAUCAAGCCCAUCACUGUCGAACUCGAUGAGGAAGGUACCCGCAUCUCGCUCACAAUUGUCGACACGCCCGGAUUUGGAGACCAGAUUGACAACGAGGCCAGUUUCUCAGAGAUUGUCGGAUACCUUGAGCGACAGUACGAUGGCAUUCUUGCGGAGGAGUCGCGUAUCAAGCGUAACCCACGCUUCCGUGAUGACCGUGUACACGUACUGCUAUACUUCAUCACGCCUACUGGCCAUGGUCUCCGUGAACUCGACAUUGAGCUCAUGAAGCGCCUUUCCCCCCGCUGCAACGUCAUUCCCGUGAUCGGUAAGGCCGACUCACUCACACCCGCUGAGCUCGCCGAGUCGAAAAAGCUCGUCAUGGAGGACAUUGAGCACUACCGUAUCCCUGUAUACAACUUCCCUUAUGAUGUUGAAGAAGACGAUGAGGACACGGUUGAGGAGAACGCUGAGCUCCGUGGCUUGAUGCCCUUUGCCAUUGUUGGAUCCGAGGACAUUGUUGAGGUGAACGGCCGACGGGUGCGAGCGCGACAGUACCCCUGGGGUAUCGUAGAGGUGGACAACCCCCGCCACUCGGACUUCCUUGCCGUGCGAAGCGCGCUUCUGCACAGCCAUCUCGCUGAUCUCAAGGAAAUCACGCACGACUUCCUGUACGAGAACUACCGUACCGAGAAGCUUAGCAAGAGUGUUGAGGGUGGUGCUGCUUCGAACGACUCGUCGAUGAACCCCGAGGACCUUGCCAGCCAGUCAGUGCGUCUGAAGGAGGAGCAACUGCGCCGCGAAGAGGAGAAGCUGCGCGAGAUUGAAGUCAAGGUACAACGCGAGAUCAACGAGAAGCGACAGGAGCUCCUGGCACGCGAGAGCCAACUGAAGGAGAUUGAGGCACGCAUGCACCGGGAACAGAGUGGUAUGGCGCAUGACGACGCGGACGAUGCUUAAGCGUGUCCAAGUGGCAUGCGUUACGCCCGGCUCCGCCUUUGCAUCGGCUCUGAUGUUGGGCAUCAGCGUUCAGCGCGCUUGGACGGGCAAAAAAGAAGAGCCAGAGCCGGACCGCAAGAGAGGGUUUGCCCGACCCAGCAUCGGUGGCGUUUUUUUUUGCAAAUGGAGGAGGAGAUUUUCUUGGGAUGCGCCGACAGUGAGAAAGGACGGGGUCGAAAUGUCGGACUUCACUUCUUCUUUUAGUCUGGGGGCCUUUGAUUAUUUUAACGGACAGUGUUUUUGCCAUUGGAUGUGGUCUGCGGCUACACGGUCCCCAAACAUGACACCGCUUCUCGUAUGUUUACUUAGCCUUUUUCGAUACUUAUUCCCCCCGCCUUUUGGUUCCUUCAUGUAGGAGGUAGUAAUUCACAUUCUAAUAUCACUCU